Euleptes europaea (tarantolino) is the source of this 754-nucleotide messenger RNA. RefSeq names its product YjeF N-terminal domain containing 3 (gene YJEFN3). The transcript has 6 exons. The record is from RefSeq and is a predicted model, not a curated record. Gene Ontology annotation, molecular function: NAD(P)HX epimerase activity. Lineage: Eukaryota; Metazoa; Chordata; Lepidosauria; Squamata; Sphaerodactylidae. Gene Ontology annotation, cellular component: mitochondrion. The coding region runs from base 2 to 751 and encodes 249 amino acids.
CAUGGAGAAGCCUGGCUGCAAUUCUCCCCACGGCAAAAAGGAGAUCCAGCCGCUCCGGUACCUGAGCAGAGAAGAAGCAGAAGCCAUUGAGAAGGAACUCCUGGAAGAAUUCAGAUUUGGACAGCAACAACUGAUCGAGAUCUGGGGUCACGCUUGCGCCAUGGCUGUUGCCAAGGUUUUCCCUCUGCGUUCCCUGGCGAAGAAGCAGCCGACACUGCUGGUGGUCUGUGGCUGUGAACAAAACGGGGCGAUCGGCCUGGCCUGUGCGCGGCAUCUGCGUGUAUUUGAAUACGAGCCGACAGUCUUCUACCCCAAGAGAUCCUCUAACCCUCUUUAUCGGGAUUUUACUACACAGUGUGAGAAGAUGGAUAUCCCAUUUCUUUCCUAUCUGCCCACAGAGGUUCAGCUCAUCAGCGAUGCGUACAACCUGGUGAUCGAUGCCAUUCUGGGAGUGGAGGCUAACCCGGGCGAGGUCGCGGAGCCGUACAUCGGCGUCCUGGCGACUCUCAAGCAAAUCCGGGUCCCCCUGGUCAGCCUGGACGUCCCCUCCGGAUGGGACGUGGAGACCGGCAGCAGUGACGGGAUCAGCCCCGAUGUCCUUGUCUCCUUGGCCGCCCCCAAGCAGUGUGCCACCCGGUUCAUGGGCAAGCACCACCUGGUGGCAGGGCGUUUCCUUCCUUACGACGUGCAGAAGAAAUUCGAACUCAAUUUGCCGGAGUAUACUGGCACAGAGUGUGUGGUUUCUCUUUAAGGA